CCGGACCGAGACGUUGAAAGGCAUGACGAUGUUUAGCUUCCCCCCUUUUGUUAUUCUGAGCAGAUUGUUCUCCCGCUCUGCAUCGCUCCUUGCUGUGGUGACGUGCUGUUCUUGGGAGCUGUCCCAGGAAUCAUGGCACUGAAACUGCAGCGUGAGCACAAAAUCAGCAGCCAAUGAUCACACAGACAAACCACCUAACAUUAGGACAGUCUCGAAAACUGGGAUGAAAUAUAAUUUAUGGAUACACGUGCACUGUUCUGUUCUUUAAAAACAUGGAAAUUCGGUGUUUUUUUCUUCAAAAAGCGACUGGUGUAUGUAUUGAAAACUAACGGCAGCUAGGCUACUGGAAGCUUUGAACAGCAUGCCAACGACAGACACAGUUUCGUUUUUUUUUUGUCUAGCUUUGGAUAGUUAUCUAUGAACAGAUAUCGGAUUGUCCUGACAGAUUUUGUUUGAUACACCGUUUGUGAUGAAUGGCACAUCGAUGGAAAAACUCAUACAGAUAUUCUCAAUGGUUAUUCACCAGACAUCAACAAUGAACCAAUGGGAUGUUGCCUGUCUUUAGGACCACUCUGGAAUAUACUGUGGGAAUAGACUACAUUUUUUGGGGGGGAUUAAAAUCUGAAAGCCUGUUUUAAAUAUUCAUUGAAGUUCUAGCCUAAACAACCCAAAUAUCCAAUGUAUUCAGAUACUUGUUUGCGCCAAUGGAAUAUGUUAUUUAUUUUGAAAAGGUACCAAGGCAGUUUGGACUUUUUUUGGGGGGGUAACACAUCCCCGUAUGUAAACAUCACAUUUUAUUCGAUGAUUUGUAGAGGAACUUUUUAGCCUCAUUGUCAUCGCAUGGUGCUGCUAAUUCCUCAGUGAUGCUGCGUGGUCUGGACAUGCUGAAGAGCCGCUGUUGCGUCCUAUUUGGUGACCUGAAGGUGCUGUUACUCCGGACCCCGACUCCGGUAUCGAUCCCCACGACCGGACACAUACCGGACAGCCACGUGGUCCCUUCAGAAGUCAGUGUACCGGACAACAACACGUUAACGGCCCAUGAGGGGCAGCGGGACGUUUGGACUGCCCCGCCACCGGGGGCUGCCAACGGGCCGGAGAGAGACAGACUCUCAGGCUGGGUUGAUGCGGCGGCGACAGAGCCGUCGGAGGUGUUACACUGCAGCGGCUCCUCUGAUAGCUGGGCUAAGGACAAACUGGAACAGAGGUUCUCCUUGUGCAGUUAUAGUGAGAGUGGCAGCAUCAGGACACCUGUCUGCAGGAUCUGCUUCCAGGGACCUGAAACGGGGGAGCUGCUGAGCCCGUGUCGCUGCAGUGGGUCGGUCCGCUGUACCCACCAGCCCUGCCUCAUCAAGUGGAUCAGUGAGAGAGGAUCCUGGGCCUGUGAGCUCUGCUACUACAAGUACCAGGUCAUCAGCAUCAGCACCAGGAACCCACUACAGGUGAGCUGCUACCACGCCAGCUACUACGACAAGGCCACUGACAGUGAGGACCUGAAGACAGCAGCCACGGUGCGGACUCUCUCUCAGCCUCAGUCUAGCCAGAGAAACCAGCCUGGGACAGGACUAGGUCUAUCCUCCGCUGCUGCCGCCACGGCUACAGCAUCACCGGCCGCAGGGAUAGGGCUGAUCACACAGGGCUCCACUGAGCAGGCCGGUGGGACAGCUGGACCAGACCAACACUGUGCUGCCUACAAUAUCCUCCAGCUCCUCAGCCACCUGAGGCAGCCAGAGGCCCACGGCCACCCCAGCCACAGCACCCGGGAGCUGGUCAUGAGAGUCACUACAGUCUGA
This is a messenger RNA of Salmo salar (Atlantic salmon), 1790 nucleotides long. Lineage: Eukaryota; Metazoa; Chordata; Actinopteri; Salmoniformes; Salmonidae. The record is from RefSeq and is a predicted model, not a curated record.